AUGGCCAGUGCUGCGUUCCAUAUUCCCAGCUCUGAACGCACGGUUCUUGUUUCCAUCAUCGACACUACAAGUCAGGUCUCUAUCGAGACCGAUAAAGUGUUCGUUCCACGGCGCCCAGGCCAUGACUACCUGACGGUACCGAACUAUUCCUUCCUCAUCAAGCACCCCGUGCUUGGACGCACCGUACUGUUUGAUCUGGGUCUUCGCAAAGACUGGUGGAAUUCUGCUCCGGUCGUUCGGAAUAUCCUUCAGGAAGGUCAAUCUCAUCUGUCUGUCCGAAAAGAUAUUCGAGAAAUCCUGCAAGAUGGUGGCGUUCCGAUAACAACUAUUGAUACAAUAGUGUGGAGCCACUGGCACAUCGAUCACAUCGGUGAUCCAAGUCUCUUCGACACCAAUGUCAAGUUGAUCGUCGGUCCGGGGUUCAAGGAACAUAUCUUGCCACCAUAUCCGCCAAACAAGGAUUCAAUGGUCUUACAAAGCGAUUUUGAAGGGCGUGAGUUGGAAGAACUCAGUUUCACCGAGAACAGCCUCAAAAUCGGACGUUUUAAUGCCAUUGACUACUUCGGAGAUGGGUCCUUUUACUUUCUCGACGCUCCUGGUCAUUCUAUCGGCCAUAUUGCCGCUCUCGCACGAGUGAAGUCAGCACCAGAUAGUUUUAUCCUGAUGGCAGGGAUGGGUGUCUCCAUGGUGGCUUUGCUUCUCAGCCCGGAUUUGUCUCCAUACGACUCAGCACUCAAGGCGGUGUGUGCAAAGGGAGAUAUGAGAACCCCUUUUUAUUCAGCAGCGAGGAAUGGUGUCAGUUAUAACGUAGAUGAUGCGAAUACGACUGUUAGUUAUCUUCAAGAUGCGGACGGCAGAGAUGACAUAUUUAUUGUUUUUUCCCAUGACGAAGCGUUACUGGAUAUUGUCGACUUUUUCCCCAGCACUGCAAAUGAGUUUAUGCAGAAAGGCUGGGUGGACAAGAGCAAAUGGGUGUUCCUUCGUGAUUUCAUCAAAUCCGAGACUGAUGCAGCUUCCGUUGCACGUUGA
This is a messenger RNA of Penicillium waksmanii, 1029 nucleotides long. RefSeq names its product MBL fold metallo-hydrolase. The record is from RefSeq and is a predicted model, not a curated record. The transcript has 2 exons. NCBI's taxonomy places the organism in Eukaryota, Fungi, Ascomycota, Eurotiomycetes, Eurotiales, Aspergillaceae. Bases 1 to 1029 code for a protein of 342 amino acids.